AGUCUGAUUGGUCGUUUAGAGGCGAGUCGUGACGUCACUGCUCGUUGGCAGAAGCGUCAUGUCAGUCGUCAAACAGACCCAAGGGGAAGCGGGAGGUGGUGUGGCUAGCCAUCUCCAGUGUCCGCUCUGUGGUAAUUUUGCCAAAAGUCACGCCUAUCAGCUGUCCCACAUGGCCUCCGCCCAUCCCACCUACUUGGACAGUGUGGGGGUGGGUCGCCUCGGCAACAUCUUGAUGUACCAGAGCAGUGCCCAACUGUUCCACUGCGCCGAGUGCUUUUUCACCACCCGCGACUUCACUAAACUGUACCAGCACAUCAUCACUAAGCACUGCUUGGACGAGACGGUGGCGGCGGAGCGAGGAACUGACGUGGAGUACAACGGGAGCAAAAAAGGGGACAAGGAAGCAGAUGAGGAAGUAAAGGAAGCAGACAAGGAAGAUAUGGAAGUAGAUGAGGAGGUGAAAGAAAUAGAUAAGCAAGUAGAUGAGGAAGUGAAGGAAAUUGAUGAAGUUAAGGAAGUAGACGAGGAUCUGAAGGACACCAAUGAGGAGGAGGCAACUCCUCAGAGACUCAACAGCGGGGAGGAGGUGAAGGAUGAAGACAGCAUGUCAGAGAGAAAGAUCUGCGACGUGGAUGAACGCGUGUUGCUCUUUGACGGCGCAAUGUAUCAAUGCCUGAUUUGCGGCGUGUGGAAAAACAAACUGAAAGGUUCGGCCAUUACCCACGUGGUGCGCAAACACCGGAUCCCGAGGGAAUUUGCCUGCCAGAGGAUCAGACAAGACAACGCCGCUUCGACCUCUACCUUUACGCCCAAACGGCAUCCGAGCAACGGGAUGGAGGAAGUGGAGGAAGAAGGGCUGAGUGUCGACCUUCUCAAAGAGGAAAUGGAGGCAACGGCCAAAGUGGUCCACUUUCGCUUCAAUCGCUACGUCUGCGUGAUAUGCGGCUGGAAGACCAAAAUGAAAGGUUUUGCCAUCAGUCACGUGGUGCGUCGCCACAACGUGGCGCGUCCCUACAGCUGCAAAGACUGCAACUCCUCGUUCUUCCUGCCCAGCCGACUUCAGCAGCACAUCCGAGCAGUUCACCGGCCGGGACGCUACGCCUGCCCCUUCUGCAGCUUCAGGUCACACUUCCUAGCCGGCUUCAGGAGACACUGCGGUCGAUGUACUGCCCGCGAGGAAGGGGAAUGGGGACUGGGAUUGGUGAUGGGCGAGGAGGGGAGAGAGGUGGUGAUGGUCAAAGAGGAGACCAAGGAAACGAGAGCUGGGAGGAAAAGAGCACGGAGGCUGAUUGAAGAGACGGAGGAUGAAGACGAGCUCAUGUUUUUCUAACACAGUGCUUCUCAAUUUUUUAGGAAGAAGAAAAUAUCUCACAACCUCCCGAGUGACUAUAAAUCAGGGAUUGUCAACCGGUGGUCCCUCUAGUGGUCCGUGGGAAUAUUACAGGGGGUGCGCAAAAUUGGAAAUAGAAAAUAAUUGUAACAUUUGUGGCUUCCCGCACGUUAUUUCUGUCCAUUACUACAGUUCAAAGUGUUGAUUAAUAUUCCGACAAAGCAAUGGUCACCGAGUUGCUUCUUGGUUAUAAUGGUGGUCCCUUGGACAAAACCAGUUGAAAGCCCCUGCUAUAAAUAUUUGUCAUAUUCAUUUGUCUAUAAAUUUGUUAUAAGUACACCUUGGUACAACAUUGUGUCCUAACGCGCCCCUGAGGGGUGCCCAACCCCAGUAUUUGAGAAGGGCUGAACACAUGGCAAAAAAAAGUACUGUACAUCCAACUAGCCCACUGAUUCGCAAAAACGUUCCUUUACUUAGCAGGGUUUUUUUUUUUUUUUUCUACAACUGGCUGAUUAAAGUGUAUUCAAUGA
Molecule: messenger RNA, 1860 nt
Organism: Syngnathus acus (greater pipefish)
Lineage: Eukaryota; Metazoa; Chordata; Actinopteri; Syngnathiformes; Syngnathidae
Product: zinc finger and BTB domain-containing protein 17-like
Exons: 3
Coding region: 59-1330 (423 amino acids)
Biological process (GO): attachment of mitotic spindle microtubules to kinetochore
Source: RefSeq, a predicted model, not a curated record